CACAGAUAAUUCCCCUGUAUUAUUUGAGUCGCCACAACAAACCUUGCAACUUUUUUUUCCCAUUUACCAAUGGCGUCUUCUGGAGCUUGGACGUAUCGAGAUCGAACUUCCGAGUUCGCGUCUUUGUCCAAAACAUUGAAGAAGAUCGCAGCAAAUACCGGAUCAGAUCAUGAAUCACAACAGAAUUUUGCUUCUUCUACCACAAAACUACUACCAACUCCAGAUCGAUCUGAAUUCAACAAGAAGGCUUCGAGAAUCGGGUUGACGAUCCAUCAAACCUUUCAGAAAAUCGAUAGGCUUGCUAAAUUGGCAAAACGAUCUUCCAUUUUUGACGAUCCAAGCAAGGAAAUUCAGGAAUUGACAACUUUCAUAAAGAAUGAUAUCACAUCACUCAAUGUCGGUGUUUCUGAUUUACAAGCCCUUCAAGACAUGGAUGUAGCUGAUGGAACUCAUUCGAAAGAUACAAUUGUUCAUUGUACUGCGAUUUGUGAUGAUCUGAAGACGAGACUUAUGGCAGCUACAAAAUCAUUCCAGGAGGCACUUACUAUAAGGACAAAGAACAUGAAAGCUCACGAAGAUCGAAAACAAAUAUUUUCUACAAAUCUCUCUAGAGAAAAUCCUUUGAAACAACCUCCAAAAACCUUAGCAGAGCCACCUCCAUGGUCAAUUCCUACAUCAGGAAGUGGUGGAAAUGAUGUUCAGGGCAGCAAUCAAUUAAGACGGAGAUUGGCUUCAGACAAUCCAUCGUCUAACGAAAUGGAAAUGUCCAUGUUACAAGAUCAAGUGGCUCCGAGACAAGAAAGUUACUCUCAGAGUAGGGCAACUGCUCUUCAAAAUGUUGAAUCGACUAUUUCAGAAUUGGGCGGAAUAUUCACACAUCUAGCUACGAUGGUUGCACAACAAGGUGAGCUUGCUAUAAGAAUUGACGAUAACAUAGAUGAGUCAUUAACAAAUGUUGAAGGUGCACAAGGUGCUUUGUUGAAGUACUUAAAUCGAAUAUCAUCAAACAGGUCUCUCAUGAUCAAAAUUUUUCUUGUUGUGAUACUUUUUCUCUGUGUAUUUAUAUUUUUUCUGGCGUGAUGUCGGUUAGGAGAGGUGGAUAUUCACUGUCAUUGUUACAUGUUGUGGGCUUAUUAGUAAUCAAAAG
Messenger RNA from Solanum verrucosum, 1147 nucleotides. RefSeq names its product syntaxin-31. The record is from RefSeq and is a predicted model, not a curated record. NCBI's taxonomy places the organism in Eukaryota, Viridiplantae, Streptophyta, Magnoliopsida, Solanales, Solanaceae. Gene Ontology annotation, molecular function: SNARE binding; SNAP receptor activity. The coding region runs from base 70 to 1080 and encodes 336 amino acids. Gene Ontology annotation, cellular component: endomembrane system; Golgi membrane; SNARE complex. The transcript has a single exon. Gene Ontology annotation, biological process: vesicle fusion; endoplasmic reticulum to Golgi vesicle-mediated transport; intracellular protein transport.